AUGUCAUCCUCAUCGCCGAUUUAAAUGUCAGCUGACCCAAACGCAAAAGUCCCGGACCUCUCAAAUCCUGUCAAAAUAAUCGUGUCGAGCUGAGCAGAACAUCUGGAAUAGGGCAACGCGAGUGAAAUUGUGUAAAUCUCUAGACCCGAAAACCAGUCGAAAGUUCUUCACUGCCUUUCUUCUCGCCUCUUCGCGUGAUUAGGACUCGCGAUUUUUGACUUCUGCGAGCAUGGAAAGAUUUGGUGUGCCACGUGGCAAGCGCCCCCGGGUGCAAGUUUCAAUGGACGACAAGGAGCGGGCCAUCGCUCGUAUUCGCAGUGGGGAGACCAAGGCCGGCAUAUCCCGUGAACUGGGUGUUCCGGAGUCCACGGUUCGCGGUUGGGUGAAACGAGCCGAACAGCGGAUGGCCCGCGAGGCGGCUGGUCAGCAGAGUUCCGCCAGCUAUCCCUCUAUCCUGACCAUGGCCUUGGCCAAGCCGCAGCUUGCUAUCACCACAAAGUCAUCGGCUUCUUCUGUCAAUUCGAAAUCAUCCUCUCCAUCGCCUCCGCUGGAAUUGAAGUGCCUGAAGCUGCCACAAAAGCGGAACUUCAAUGGCCAUCCGGUGGCACGCCCCCUGGAUUCCCUCCAGCAUCCAGCAGCUGCCAGCAUUUCCAUUCCCACGCCAGUGCCCCUUCCCAUGCCUUUUCCGGUGCCCCCAAUUGUUUCGACUGACAGCCAGCAGCAGAUUAAUGCAUGGCUGCAUAUUUUUAAUGCCGGACUCCUGAACUUCACACUGAUUGCCACCGCUGCAGUGCAUCAGGCUCGUGCCCGUGGCCUGGCGGAUCGCCUGUCGCUGUGGCAAAUCAUCACCGACUUCGUGGACGACGCCGGACGCAAUGUGGCCGUCAAUGGGGGCCAGUACGUGGAACCAGUGCCUUUCGCACCCCUCCCGGUCACCACGCACUUGCAUGGACGGACGAGUCCCACGCAACGAAUGCCUAUGCAGGUGCAUCCGUACCGCGGGAACUUAAAGGCUCCCCCAAUCCACAUCACCGCGGAGGAUGAUGAAGAAUGCUCCACGGACGCCGACAUGGAAGACUGAUCACACGGGGAAAAUGAUUCUAUUUUUCUUUAUCAACAAAGCCAAUUAGACGUGGAAUAAGGAAAUACCUGAUUGAAGAAU
Molecule: messenger RNA, 1162 nt
Organism: Drosophila rhopaloa
Lineage: Eukaryota; Metazoa; Arthropoda; Insecta; Diptera; Drosophilidae
Exons: 2
Coding region: 230-1081 (283 amino acids)
Molecular function (GO): DNA binding
Source: RefSeq, a predicted model, not a curated record